This is a messenger RNA of Aplysia californica (California sea hare), 2990 nucleotides long. Its product is annotated as signal peptidase complex subunit 3. The record is from RefSeq and is a predicted model, not a curated record. Gene Ontology annotation, biological process: protein targeting to ER. NCBI's taxonomy places the organism in Eukaryota, Metazoa, Mollusca, Gastropoda, Aplysiida, Aplysiidae. The transcript has 5 exons. The coding region runs from base 69 to 608 and encodes 179 amino acids. Gene Ontology annotation, cellular component: signal peptidase complex; membrane.
GUCACUCCUGUUCAAGUUUUCUUUCCGGUGUUUGCUGUACUGGCUGUGCCUGCUGUUCGGCUUUCAAAAUGAAUUCGUUCACAUCACGAUUAAAUUCCCUGUUUGCUUUCACACUAAGUGUGAUGGCAGCAUUAACUUUUGGAUGCUUUCUUACUACAGUUUUCAAUGAUAACUUGAGACCUGUCGAACUGAGUGUUGGAAAAGUGUCUGUGAAAAACGUCCCUGACUACUCAGCUGACAGAGACAAGAGUGAUCUUGGGUUCAUCACCUUUGACUUGUUCACUGAUCUGAGCCCGAUCUUCAACUGGAAUGUGAAGCAGUUGUUCCUGUACCUCACUGCUGAAUAUGAGACCAAAGAUCACACUCUGAACCAGGUGGUCUUGUGGGAUAAGAUCAUCGAGAGGGGAGACAACACCAUCCUGGACCUGAGGAAGGCCAACACCAAGUACUACUUCUGGGACUAUGGCAAUGGGCUCAAAGGGAACCAGAAUGUUACGUUGACACUCUCUUGGAAUGUGAUUCCAAACGCCGGCACCCUGCCCAAAGUUCGAGGCUUCGGCAGCCACAAAAUUGUCUUCCCAGAACAGUAUACUGCCGGCAGGUUUUAGCGACUCAGUUCCUGUGUUGACGUUUUAAAAAUUCAUUUACCAUACCGUCUUGUUUUAGUUUAAUUGUUGUAUUUUCUUCUUUUCAACCGUUGUCAUGGUUCAGGUGUUUUAUUCCUUUUUCUGAAUGAAAUCAAAUUUCUUAAAUUUAUUUGUUUUUAUGUUUCAGUUUUCGAGAUUGUCGUUUUGAGAUGAAUGUUUCGAGUGUUUGUGAUGUUCAAGUAUGAAUGCGACGCAGAAAGUCUUGGUGAUGGUUGUUAAGUUGUUGUAAUUUUAUUAAUGUGUAAUUGAUUUUAAAAAGAUGUUUUUCUUGAUUCCAGUAACCACCUGGAAAGUUAGAAUAUAAUGCUAUUAUUGUUAUUAAAUCUUUUUAUGGGACAUCAUCAUUUUAUAGACUUCUUUCUCGUUUGUUUUCUGGUAUGGUACUUUUGUGUGUUGUAAAACAUGACUUUAUAGAGAAUUGUCUGAGUCUGAGUGUCGCUUUGAUUGAUUGAAUGAUGAGUGCAGGCCGCCAGAUCGCGUUUAUGUCAGGGGCAGUAUGUGAAGCUCCGUGAGAAAUGGCAUAAAUUGCUUGUUGUUUGAGUUUGAGUGGUUGAGGUUGUGUUUCUUACAAGACUUGAAAGAAAUGGAUUUUGGGCAUUUCUUCACCAUGAUGUUUGUCAAAUUUGUUUUUGAUGGAAUGAGAAUUUUUUUUCUAAAAAUUGAAAGCUUCGUGGCAGUGUUUGCUAGUUUUAAAGACUUGUUUGUUUCAUUUAUGAUAUCAUUAUUUGAGAUGUUGGGUCUUUUUCUUUUGUUGUGGUAACUGAAAGCUUGAAGUAAGAAGCAGGUGAGUUACCAGAUUUGUUGUUCACAAUUUGUCUGUUGUAAGAUUUACAAUGUGCCCUUAAAAAAAAAAAAAGAUUUGAUGUGAAUGUGAGACAUUCAGUAUAGGCUGUUCUGUAUUUGUUUUUUAAAAAUUUGUUUAAAAUAAAAAUGUAAAUGUUAUAAUUUAUUGCCUUGAAGUUUGUCCAGGGGGAAAAAGAAUGUUGAUUUACUGGUCUGGGUGUGGUUGUGGGGUUGCGGAGACUGACGAUGCUAUGAAAUUCUUGAUAACCAACUUAUUUUUGUCGCAGAAAUAAAACUUUGCAAGGUCAUUAUGUCUACAUGUUCAAGUAUGCUCCGUAGUUUGUCUUUAUUUGUCAUCUACUUUUAUUUUUUCCUUUUUCUAUAUUUACGGCAGUAAUAAGACCUAUUUGUGUUGCAAGUACUGUAAAACUUUUACUAAAGAUUUAAAAAGCUACACAUAUUUCCUUAAUGUAUAUGUAAUUACAAACACUGUCAAUGAGUUGGUCAAUGGAAAUAAAGUACUUGAACCACAUAGCAAUUUAUCUCUAUCACCUCACAGUUUUGUCAGGUGUUUGGAAGGUGCUGUAGAUCGCUCUCUACCUCUCUCUCUCCCACCUGUCUGUGCACUCUCUUCUGCUAGCUCUCACCCUGUCCCAACAUAGCUUUAACUGGGUUAGGUGAGGGCUGUAGUUACACUCUAGCACGUACAGAGCGAACACGCACAUAGUGAACAGAUUUUCAGGUCUUGAUUUUUUUUCUCAUGCCUCUAUGGUCACUUUUAAGGACAAGCGGGCUAACCCAAACUUCUGGGGUUUCCUGAAAUCUUGACCUACUCUAAAAGGGGGCAUUGCCCUACCUAUAGGAAAAGUUUGGUUUCAUUGGUGUGUAUAUAUAUUUGUUUGGUUAUAGAGAAAACUCUCCUUGUAUUUUACUUUUAAAGAAACUGAACAAGAAUCCAAAAAUUUAACUUUGAUUUUCUCAAAACAGCAUUUUUCGGGAGCCUCCUUGUGCUUAAAAGUAAAAGCGAUCGUAUGUCUAUUUUUUUUGUAUUUGAAACGCGUAUGUAAUGAAAUUCGUGCAUUAUGAAAAAUUUCGACUUCCCACUGAUUUCGCUAUGUGCGUGCUGAACUAUUAUGCUAAUUUCCAAGUAAAUUAUGAAAUGACUGUUUUGGACAUUUCAGAGCCGGGAAUCCCAUUUCGACCCUGAUCACAUUCAGUGUGGUGCUCUGAGGAAGAAGAAGUAGAGAUUCUGCUCCCUGCUCAAUAGCCUUAUCUUUGACAAGCUUUGUUGAGUUUUACUUUUAUCCAGUCUAGUCACAAGUUAUCUGCCCAAGAGAGCUUUUACUUUUAUAGUUUAACUCUGGUCUCUGAGUGAGAGGUGGAAGUUGAGCAUUUGUUCCGGAGUUUGCGUGGAUGUGUGUACGUGAUGUCAAGACCAACUCUCUCAUCUCUCUGACGUUUCCUACGCAGCAGUUACUCUGUGCCUGCUCGUCUUUUCCUUGUAGUUUUUGAUAGUAUUAAGGACAGCAUCAGUAAUAAUAAACUCCUUGAAAUCAUUUA